Messenger RNA from Diachasma alloeum, 2089 nucleotides. RefSeq names its product piggyBac transposable element-derived protein 4 (gene Gr24). Gene Ontology annotation, biological process: sensory perception of taste. Gene Ontology annotation, cellular component: dendrite; axon; membrane. The record is from RefSeq and is a predicted model, not a curated record. The transcript has 3 exons. Lineage: Eukaryota; Metazoa; Arthropoda; Insecta; Hymenoptera; Braconidae. The coding region runs from base 104 to 1924 and encodes 606 amino acids.
AUAGCGGGUAAACACCGGUAAACGAGGGAACAGUCACGGCAAACAGUUUUGAUACUGAAAAAGCCAACAAAUACGAUCUCACAUAGGUUAUAUCUGAGAUACAAUGCCGCGUAAACCACAUAGUGGAAUCAACCUGGAAUGGGCAGAGCCAGAGGAUGGUGAUCGCUGUGACGAAGAGAUCAUGGCACAAGAGGAGGACGGCGAAGACGAGGAUUCAGAACUCGUGCAACCUCGACCAAGCACUCCCACGGAUAAUGAGAGUGACCAAUCAGACUGUGAUAUUAGCAAAGUGGAGAGUUCCGAGGAGAACGACAAUGACAGGUCCAAAUCAUCAAAGAGCACCCACCGAACUCAGUACGUUUUUAGUAAAAAUAAAUCGACAAAGUGGACACUGUCACCACCAGCUCAGGUGAAAAAAAAGAGGCACAAUCAGGUGUCUCGUUUACCAGCAGUGAAAAACACUGCGAAAGAUUCCCUAACCCCCCUGGAAUGUUGGGAAUUAUUUUUCCCAGAGGACACAAUUGACAAAAUGGUGUACCACACAAAUCUCUAUCUAAAUAGAAUUCGAGGUGCUUUCGAGCGUGAAACAGAUGCUCGUGCAACUGAUGCCAUUGAAAUGAGAGCUCUCCUUGGUAUACUGUACAUGUUGGGUGUGCAGAAGGCUGGUCACUUAAAUUUAAAAGAGAUAUGGGUUACAGAUGGCACAGCCCCUGAUUUUUUUCGCGCUGUCAUGAGCCUCAAGCGAUUUUAUCAGCUGCUUUCAGCCCUCAGAUUCGACGACUUGAGUACGAGGAAGGAAAGGAUCGAGGUGGACAGACUAGCACCGAUCAGAGAGUUCUUUGAAGAGUUCAACGAGAAAUGCCAGAGCCACUACACACCUGGACAGAGUGUAGUCAUUGACGAGAUGUCCGAGAGCUUCAAGGGACGAUGUAACUUUCGACAAUACAUGCCCACCAAGGCAUCAAAGUAUGGACUGAAGAUCUAUGCUCUGGUGGAUGCUCAAAUGUUUUACACGGUGAAAAUGGAAGUGUACGUGGGGAAACAGCCAGAGGGGCCUUACAAACUACCCAGCACCAGUCAGAGUCUUGUCGAACGACUCGCUCUCCCAGUAUUGAAUUCUGGACGUAACAUCACCACAAGUCAAUCCUUUACAUCACUGGCGUCGACUCUCUCCCUCCUGAGGAAUUAUCGAACUACUUUGGUCGGCACUAUCAAGAAAAACAACGCAGAUGUACCUCCUGAACUCACUGCUGUGCAAAAGAGGCCAGUCUCCAGCAGCCUCUUCUGCUUCACAGAUGAAUGCACCUUGGUGUCGUAUGUGCCCAAGAAAUCAAGGAAUGUGCUGCUGUUGUCGUCGCUACACCACGAUGACAAAAUUGAUGAGGAGACUGGCUCACGUCAGAAGCCAGAGAUUAUGACGUUCUACAAUGCCACUAAGGGAGGUGUGGAUGUUGUUGACGAGUUGAAGGGUAAUUACUCGGUGAAUAGAGAGACUCGUCGCUGGCCUAUGGUUGUUUUCUACGGUCUCAUGAACAUUGCUGGGAUCAAUUCACAAAUUAUUUAUCGAGAGAACACUGGUGCCAAGAUCACUCGUCGUGCCUACUUGAGUGACUUGGCUAAGAGCUUGGUGUUACCUCAGCUCAAUAGACGCUUCACCAUACGUACUCUGGGCCCUGAAUUACGGGGAGUCAUCAGAAAGGUGGCGCAAAUACCGAAUGAGGUUCUGGAGUUCGAUGAUGGACAGACUCAGGGAUAUUGUCCUUAUUGCCCAAGACGUGCCAACAAGAGAUCGAAGAAGAGAUGUCACAUAUGCCACAAGUUCAUUUGCCCUUCUCACACGAGUUAUACGUGCGGAGCUUGUGAACAAUCCCGUUUCACGGAAGAGGAGAAAAUCAAAGAAGAAGUGGAAGAUUUGUACGUUUAAAAUGAGGCAGGGGCGAGUGGAGCGAAAUGGAUACUUUCAGGAUACUGGAUUAAUAGUUUACAGAAUAUUUCAUCGAUUAGAAGAAAAUAUACAGCUCCAGAAAGAGGUAAUGUUGAUGAUGCUCUUUUACACGGGGAGAAAUAUCCAAUAAAAAUUACGUAUCUU